Dermatophagoides pteronyssinus (European house dust mite) is the source of this 1062-nucleotide messenger RNA. RefSeq lists its product as uncharacterized. NCBI's taxonomy places the organism in Eukaryota, Metazoa, Arthropoda, Arachnida, Sarcoptiformes, Pyroglyphidae. Gene Ontology annotation, molecular function: zinc ion binding; RNA polymerase II cis-regulatory region sequence-specific DNA binding; nuclear receptor activity. Gene Ontology annotation, biological process: positive regulation of transcription by RNA polymerase II; cell differentiation; negative regulation of transcription by RNA polymerase II. The record is from RefSeq and is a predicted model, not a curated record.
GAAAGAAAUUUCUAAUUUUCAAUCGAAAAUUAUCUUAAAAACAGAAAACAUAAACAAAAAUGAUACAUCUUCAUUAUCAUCAUCAUCACCACUCAAUGAUAAAACUUCUUCAGCGACGGUAAAUGUUUCAUUCACUUUGCCCAAUGAGAAGAAAUUUAACCUAAAUAAUUAUGAUAAUCUAAUGAAAAAUGACAAUGGACAAUCAUCUAAUAAUGGUAAUACAAUAAGCAUUUUUCAAACAAAUCUAAAUGAAAUGGCACCAGAAUCAAUAUCAGAUCAAUAUAAUUAUAUUGAAAAUUAUCGUUUAGAAGAAUUAAAUGAUGCUUGUAAUCAAUUAAAUCAUUGGUAUUAUAAUGGUUCAAUAUUAUAUGAAAUGCGUCAUUUAAAAGAAAUCUAUCGUGUUGCUGAACAUGUAUUUCAACAUUUUAUAUCGAUGGCCAAAAUGAUUACAGCAUUUGCUGAUUUAUGUGAAACUGAUCAGAUAUCAUUGCUCAAAUAUUCAGUUACAGAAAUAUUAAUACUUCGUUCGGUAUCUUGUUUUAUGCCCAAUAAGGAUGCAUGGAUUUUUAAUCUUGAUAACAAUGAAAAAGGUACAAUGUUACAAUUUAAUACUUGUAAAUCGCAGAUACCAGAAUUUAGCGAUGAUAUAAGACAUUUUAUAUUGGCUGUGCCGGAAAAAUGUCGACAAGAUCGUAAUCUAUUUGAUCUGGCAACAAUGGUUGUAUUAUUCAAUCCAAAUUGUUUAGAUCUUAAACAUAAAGAUGUUGUUAAAUUGGAACAUAUUACAUAUUGCCAUUUGCUUUGCAAAUAUAUUCACAAAAAUUAUUCAUCAACAACAACAACAACAUUGACGAUGGAAAAAACUACUGAAGAUGCUGAAAAACAUUCUAUUAUACAAUUCAAUACAAUGUUAAAUUUAAUCGAUCAAUUACAUAAGAUUAAUCAAAAAAUUAAUAAUAAUAUUUUACCAUUCCAUACUAUUAUAAAUGAAGAAUAUGAUAAAAAACAUUUGACUCAGGCAUAAUUCAAUUCGAUUCAUCCAUAUUAAAAAUACAAUACCGC